UCGCGGCGAACGCGAGCCGAAACCGAGCGGUCCGCUCAUGGACACUGUUCAUUUUUAUUUACGAUAAACUCGUACUAAAUUCAAAUGUUCACAGAAACAGUGCGUUAGUUGAAUUAAGUACUUAAUCAGCCGUCUGUACGUAUAGCUAAAUAAUAGUGUCUAUUUUGAUGUUCCAUAUAUCGAUUUUUGACAACUCCUUAGAGAAUUAGUUAGCUUCAUUAUUUUUGAGUUCAAAUUCAUUGGAUGUAAAGUCUCAGUGGUUCCAUAAAGUUAUUAGUGUUUUCAGUUUCAGCUGUGUAAGCUUGUUUGCUAUCCCUCUCAUUUGAGUGGAAAGGGAAAGGAAGGCCGAGUGUUACCCAAGCAUUGUUUUGUUUUCAUGAUUUUCUUUGCUGUAUAUUAAUGUAGAGCGGAUUAAGAAAAUAGAUCGCUUCGAUAUCUUGUGCCUACAAGAAUAUUAUAAGUACAAAACAAACACAGCGCAUCGCCCACGUAGCGAGAUAACACAGCAUCCCGUCCACAGAGAAAUUAAUAAUCUGGAACACGGUAACAGGAAGCAUGUCGAUAAAGUGUUCCAUGCUAUAACAGUGUUGAUGAGAGAACUGCUCGACGCUGCUGACACUCUAAUAUGGUUAGCUGACACCUGCGAACUAUCCGCUGCAGUUACCACGAUGUUGUCAGACUCCCCGGCACACUACAAACGCGACGUGUCCGCACAUCACUUUCAUAGAAGUUCAAAACUUGCUCUCGCCGUAGACCCGACCUCAUCUAACAUGCAUCACACUGCUAACGUUGUUGGUGCAUCAAACUCGCCGUGUGACAACUCACAAACAUCAUGCGUAGUCACUAAUAUCGACAGAAUGGCACACGACAAUCAUUCCAAUGAUAAUUUAGAACAAGUUUAUGAAUUGACUGACUUAGAUAGAUGUAGGAUACUUAAUCAUGGAAAAUUAGAAUGCCAAUAUGAGUCUGAAAGGCGAUGCUCUGCCAAAGAUAGAGCCUCUCAACGAUACGUAUUGCAUAACAAAGAAGACGUAUACGGAAAAGAAUCGAUUACCAGAAAGAGGGUUGAGGCUGACGAAUGUGGUGGUUCAAGGCGGGCCGCUAAUUUGAAAUUUAAAUGUAGUCGGGAUGCACAGAAGUGGAUGGGAGCGAUCGGGAGGACAAUGGGCAUUCGUGUUCACGUGCGCGCCAUAGCCAUCGUGGGGUUGUUCCUGGCCGUGUUAGCGACGAGUGCCGCGGCGCCGACGAGGUCCCGGCCCACGCGCAGCGCACAUGAGAAAUCAGCGAGAAGUUACCUGGAAACGUUCGGCUACCUGAAGAAGGGCAGACCAGAGGUCGGCAACCUGCAGCUCAUGGGCAACGAACAAGAGUACGAAGACGACUUCAGGAUCGCCAUCAAGACUUUACAAGAAUUUGGCGGUAUACCAGUGACGGGAGAGAUCGACACAGCUACGAAGAACUUGAUGAAGCAGAAACGAUGCGGCCGACCGGACCGGGAGGAUGGUGAAGACGAACAUAGGAGGAAGAAACGGUUUGCUGUGCAGGGGGAGAAGUGGAAAUACACCAACUUGACUUGGAGCCUGUCGUCGACGCGGCGGCCAUCGCAACUGGACCCGUACGGGACGCGCAGCGUGCUGGCGCGCGCGCUCGACGUGUGGGCCCAGGCGUCGCGCCUCACCUUCACAGAAGUCAACUCGGAUGAAGCAGACAUCGUGGUCUCCUUUGCCAAACGUUAUCAUGACGAUGCGUAUCCUUUCGACGGGCGCGGAGCGAUCCUUGCGCACGCGUUCUUCCCCGGCACGGGUCGCGGCGGAGACGCACAUUUUGACGAUGACGAGCUCUGGCUGUUGCAACCAAGGGAUGACGAUGAAGAAGGAACAUCACUGUUUGCCGUGGCUGCUCACGAGUUUGGACAUUCUCUAGGCCUCAGUCAUAGUUCUGUGAAGGGCGCGCUUAUGUUUCCGUGGUAUCAGGGCAUUCAACCAAACUUUGUGUUACCAGAAGACGACCGCAAUGGUAUCCAGCAAAUGUAUGGACCUAAAAAGAGUACGAAAUGGGCCAAAAUACCAUAUUAUCGCCCAGCUGAACCGCCACCAACUACGACGACCACCACGACCACCACUACCACCACGACAACUACAACCAGGAGGCCGUACAUCAACCAACACCACAACAGACAUCAAGAUAGAUACCCCAACCGGCCAUACACCCCAUACCCACGCAUUCCCAGUAAAUACCCUGCAUACUACCCGGAGAAACCCAACCAUUACCCGUAUCACCCCGACCGCCGCCAUUACAACUCAAGCGAAGAACAUCCUCGACGCACAAAUCAUCAUCAUAACUUCCGUCCCACGGAGACGACCAGCCAUCCUACCACCUACCGCCCACGCUACCCCUAUGUGCAGCCAGAGUACCCGAGCAAUCCCAGACCGAAUUAUCCAAAUGAUCCGAGACAAGAUAACCCUAGGAAGCCGUAUUACCCGGAGAAGACCACGCAACGAACAACGACCACCACACCUUCGGACAAACCUGACAAGUGUGACACAAGUUAUGAUGCAGUCGCCCUUAUACGUGGUGAACUCUUCAUAUUCAAAAACAGAUACCAUUGGAGGAUAGGAGCUAAUGGACAUUACCCUGGUUAUCCAAUGGAAACAACAAGAAUGUGGCCCAGUUUACCCAGAGAUCUUACUCACGUCGACGCUGUUUAUGAAAGACCAGAUCGAAAAAUAGCUAUUUUCAUUGGUAAAGAACUAUACUUAUUUAAUUCUCAAUAUCUGGUGCCGGGAUACCCGAAACCACUAUCCACGUUCGGCCUUCCUGAAAGUUUGGACAAACUAGACGCUGCCAUGGUCUGGGGUCACAACGGCAACACCUAUUUCUAUAGCGGCACUAUGUACUGGAAAUAUGAUGAAGAAAAAGGUCGUGUUGACUACGAUUACCCUCGCAACAUGGCCAUGUGGAAGGGCGUGGGGUACAAUAUUGACAGCGUCUUCCAGUGGAAAGACGGUAAAACGUAUUUCUUCAAAGGGAAAGGCUUUUGGAAGUUCAACGACCUUCAAAUGCGCGUCGAAAAUGAGAGGCAGUACCCUUCGUCUACAUUCUGGAUGGGAUGCCCCACGGAGCGCGCCGGUCGCCGCGCCGGCUACAAGGCGCCGCCCGCGCCCGGCUCAACUCUACGCUCACCUAGUGCUGCAACUACUAUUACUGUAAACUUACUACCAUUCUUAUGCUCUACACUCUUAAUAUUAACAAGUUAUAUUAGGUACCUUACGUAAUUUAUUACUAUGACUGGCAUAAUGGUGAACGCACACCUUUCAGAAUCGAUCGCGGCGAAGGAAUCGAAUGCAUACGAAACCUCGCACACUUGCGCGCUCUGAAUUUGUCGAAUCGUCCGAAUCUGGCAGAAUUACAGAUAUGAUAUUCGAUAAAUUCGAUUCUUUUGCCGUGGUCGAUCUUGACAGGUUUUCGUUCACCAUAUUAAAUUAUAAUUACUUAUGGUAUGGGUGGGUCAUAGGCUUAGAAUAUAUACUGUCCGGCUAUGCGCCAACAUAAUAUGUAGAAAAGUAUAUAUCCUAAGUGUAUGAUUCUUGAACUUAAAUCUGGUUACCUAAUUAGGAAUUUUGUAACGUACUGAUAAGAGUUAAGAUUUGGGAACAUUGUAACGGUCAAGUUAUAGUUCAGCUUAUAGGAAGUCUUUAGGUGUCUAUACCUAACGUAUAUUUUUGCAUAACAUAAAGGAUACGAAAGUAAAGAACGAUAAAAAAAAUUAAAGCUACCUUAAUUUAAUUCUCCUGUAAUAUACCUAAAGCUAAAAGAUGCAAUUUUAACUUAACUGAGAAACCUAUGUACCAGAGACGUGUCAAAACGUCGGAAUCAACAAGUACAUAUCGGAAACGUCUGAUUUAAGACUAGAAUUAGUAACUAUUGCGCAAAAUUGCACUGCCUGUUUAGUAUUAAACAAAUAUCUAAGUACGUUAGUAUAAUAUACGUGAAGUAAGAAAAUUAAAUAAAAUUACAAGUAAUCGAUUAGGUAUACCUACCGAUCGAUAUUGAUUAAGUAUAGUCGACCUAUAUUAUUAUUUAGGCAAUAAGUAAUUAUAUGAAAUAUUAUUUCUAUUAUAUGUACAUUUUGAUCUCAAAACGAUCGAGUGCUUGGUUUGUUAAUGUCAUGUAAGGUAUAAAACACCAUCCAUUUAGCUUCUGUACAGUUUGUAUUGUACUUCGAUGUUUAAUUGUUAAAAUGAAAAUCAGAUACGGUAACUAUGGGUACUCAAUAAGUAAUAAAUACUUUGUGCCAUAGGUACCAACAACACAUAACUGCCUUAGUUAUUUGGUAUUAUAAUAACAUGCAUUUGUAGAUUAAUGUUGUAAAAAUUGUACUCGUUUUCUUUAUUAUUACUUAUGUAUAUCAUCUAUAUAAUAGUUGACUAACUUAUUUAUAUCUCUUAUGCUGGUUAAAAGAGGUACACAUAUACUGUAAUUGUAAAUUAUAUAAAUGAUUUAAAGUUAUAGAUAACUAAACAUAAAAUAGAUGCCAUAUAAAUCAAUGCUAACUAUAUACAUAUAAUGGUAUGAUAUAUACAUGUAUUUUUUAACAAAUGGCCUUACGUGUAAGUACUGAGAAAAAGUUAGGGAUGAUGAAUAUGAAGCGUGUAAUCUGAUUGUGUUGCCAAUGAGAAAAGAAAAAGUUAAACUUGUUAGAAUGAAUAUGGUGCUUAUUAUAGUUAGUAAUUGUACAGAAUAAAUUCUCUUUGGAUAUUUUUGUAUGUUGCUGUUGUGUCUUGACUCAAUAUUUACCAAACAACUCAAAUAUCUUACAGUCUUCUUUAAUUCCCGAACUAUAUUAGGUACUAUCUAAUAUGAAAUAAUCAAUAAAUACACCUACAUUAUAACAAAACAAUAAAGUGAAUAUAUAAAACACAUGAAUAUAUUUAAUCCUGUGCAAUCAGCAGUCCAGUUUUUAUCAAUGUUCAUUUUAUUGUAAGGAAAAUAAUAAUAAUUUAAGGGUUGAAAGCCAUGUGGUCGCUGGGGUGACUUGUAUGUAACGCAAUGUUAUACCUCUCAAGCCACUCAACAUUUUAGUGUAAUAAGUAUAGGCUACAUUCGAUUUUUAUAGUUUCUUUGGUCACAAAUACAUAAUUUAAUAAUAACUGUGAUAUUUACUUUUAUAUAAAAUGCCACGAAAUCUGGCGAUAAAAAGGAAUAAAAAAAAGUCUUUCUAAAAUAAUAUUACUCAAUGAAUAAUUUUAGUUCAAUGUAAUACCUUUAAAUACUAUUAUAUGUUUAAUAAAGAAAUUUCUAUGGUAA
Messenger RNA from Helicoverpa zea (corn earworm), 5307 nucleotides. Its product is annotated as matrix metalloproteinase-14-like. Gene Ontology annotation, molecular function: zinc ion binding; metalloendopeptidase activity. The transcript has 12 exons. Bases 591 to 3275 code for a protein of 894 amino acids. Gene Ontology annotation, biological process: extracellular matrix organization; collagen catabolic process; proteolysis. Lineage: Eukaryota; Metazoa; Arthropoda; Insecta; Lepidoptera; Noctuidae. Gene Ontology annotation, cellular component: extracellular matrix. The record is from RefSeq and is a predicted model, not a curated record.